AUGUCCUCCAAGAUUGAAAAGACGCUCCAGCGGCAACGCGAAAAAAUCGCCGAAGGCCAGUACUACGAAGCCCACCAACAACUCCGCGUAAUCGCCUCACGCUACACCAAAGCCUCGGACUGGACCAACGCAACCUCACUCCUCUACUCUGGUGCGCUUUCACUACUCCAAGCGGGCCAAGGCGGCUCCGGUGGUGAUCUAUGCAUAUUCCUCAUCGACGUAUACAACAAAGGGGAGGUCAAGGUGGACGCAGAGAGCAAAGGACGGUUACUCGGCCUCUUACGGGCGUUUCCCAAGGAGGAACCAACGAAGAAGAAGUUUGUGGGCGAGAUGAUUGCAUGGAGUAGCCGGUUCGGCGAGUUCCCGGCUGGAGACCCGGAGAUCCAUCACGUCGCAGGAGGGCUAUACGCUGAAGAUCUGGAACCCUACGAAGCAGAACGCCACCUACUCCUCGGCACCCAAGACAGCGCGUCAACCCUCGCUUCCCUCCACUACGAUUGGUACACAUCCGACGCCCCGCACACAGCACCUCUAUACUGCGCCCGCGGCGUCCUGCCAUACCUGCUUACGGGCAACCUCCGUGCAGCCAACAAGUUCUUCCUCCUCUUCACCUCGUCGUUAGAGAAAGCGCCGAACCCACCCACGCAACCCGUUUCCACAAAAUCCUCUGAUCUCCGCGUAUACCCCUCGUUGCCGCUGUUAAAUUUCUUGGGCUUAUUGUUGUUGAGCGUGGAGAGGGGUGAUCCUAGUUUGUGGCGCCAGUUGAAGAGCCAUUAUGGGGGUGAUCUCAAGGAUGUGAAUUGGAAUGAGGCGCUGGAUCAGAUUGGGGAGAUGUACUUUGGGAUUAAGAUACCGCGACAGGGUAAUCCCAUGUUCGAUAUGCUGGGCAGCAUGUUUGGAGGAGGUAUGGGGGGAAAUGCUCCGGCGAAGAAAGCCGUUGGUGGAAGAGCUCCGCCGUCGGCAGGGCUGGACUGA
Pyrenophora tritici-repentis Pt-1C-BFP is the source of this 975-nucleotide messenger RNA. RefSeq names its product DUF410 domain protein. Gene Ontology annotation, biological process: protein insertion into ER membrane. NCBI's taxonomy places the organism in Eukaryota, Fungi, Ascomycota, Dothideomycetes, Pleosporales, Pleosporaceae. Gene Ontology annotation, cellular component: cytosol; TRC complex. Gene Ontology annotation, molecular function: protein binding. The record is from RefSeq and is a predicted model, not a curated record.